AUGGAGGGAAUAUUGCAGCAACUUGGCUUAGCUAAUCUUUUAAGUCGGUUUGUAGACGAAAGGGUGGAUGAAAAAAUUGUUCUAAGUUCGACAGAUAGUGAGCUUUCUCGCCUAGGUAUCUCAACUAUCGGUGAUCGAGUUCGAUUACGCGAAUUGUGCAAACAAUCCGUACAAGCUGGGCAAGGGCAACGUCCGCAAGGAGCCUCGACAUCUGCAGCGACAGCCUCUCAUGAAGUUCGCGAGUUAUUUCACAGUAACAGAAGACGAAGUAAAAGGGGAACAAAACAAGCGAAAAAAAGAACUUGGACUGCUCAAGUGGUUUGUUUGGCAGAUAGAUUAGCUUACAAAGUUCCUACCGCAUCCGAAAAACAAAUUUUGUUCAAGGCUGGUCUUGGCUUAAAAAGAAUAAAAUUUGACGUUGACGAUAACGAAGAAGCCGUGGUUAAGAAAAUGACUGCGAGUGAGACUGAAGACGGCUCUGCCUCUGCCGAAGUUCUUGGGUUCCCUCAACUUCAAAACUGUGGUGGUUUCGAGCUGAUGCGUUGUGUUGCAAAUUGCAGGGAACUUGUUGUUAUUGAUGGAUCUUGGGCUGUAAAAGAAUUGAAGGCUAAUGGUGGUCCUCAGGCAAAAAUCUAUGUGAGGCCAAUCCAAAAAAGUCUUUCCACAAAGCCACUUGCUGCUGAGAAAACCUCCCAAGUCAAAGAAAAAUGUAUUAGCUGUGACAAAGAAUUCUUUGUACAUGAGUUGCGAAAGCACAGCUUUGUUUGUGUGGACAUGUUUAACACCAGUGAGGGAAGUGAAGGGGAAAGCGAUUUAGGGGUUUUAUCCACACUUAAUGAAAUGCCAGACCCAAGUGUGAACUCGGUGGUUCAGGUUGAACCUUCAAGCUCAUCGUCCUCUGCACCAGCACCCAGUAAUGAUACACCUUAUACAACAGCCACCAACAUCUUGACAUCUACAGAUUCUACUCCUGGCAAUAGUGCUUCAGCUCCUAUUGUUGUUCAUCCAGAUGAAAGUGACCUGGAUACACAAGAAAAGAUAGCUGAUCAUAUUGUUGCAGAAUUAGUCCAGUACUGUUCUGCUAAUGAUAUAUCAAAUCCUGUAGAAAUCCUAUCCUGCUAUCAGUCCAUGUUUGUUCAAGGUAGAGCAUUGGAAAUCAAAGACCCAUCAGUUUGCGAAGAAGGUGUCACAAAUGUCAUUUUUGUCGAUUGUGGAAAUGUAUUGGACACUGGAUUUGAUGAAAUUGACCAAAUCCAAAACUUGCGAACAACAUUAGAAGUUGAAUUCUAUGGUGAGGUACAGUAAGCAAAGAUUUUUAAAUGUGCAUAUUUGUGUCUGUCUGUUUGUUUACUUGUCUGUUUGUUUACUUGUUUGUUUGCUUACUUGUUUGUUUGUUUACUUGUCUGUUUGUUUACUUGUCUGUUUGUUUACUUGUUUGUUUGUUUACUUGUUUGUUUGUUUACUUGUCUGUUUGUUUACUUGUUUGUUUGUUUGUUUAAUUGUUUGUUUGUUUGUGCAUGUGUAUUAAUUUAUUAUACAAUUAUGUGUAUUUAUACAGUUUGUGAAGGCUUGCUCUAUUAUCUUCAUAUUCUUUAUUAUUUAGGGUGCCAAAGACUAUGGAGGACCUCGAAAAGAGUUUUUUCUUAUGAUUAUGAAUGCAAUCAAGGAGAAGUACUUUGAUAAAGGACUAAGACAGCACCUCUUUUAUAAAUAUGAAACAGUUGGAAAGAUAAUGGGUAAGGAAAAUGGUUGA
Messenger RNA from Paramuricea clavata, 1753 nucleotides. The record is from the annotation of a GenBank genome assembly. NCBI's taxonomy places the organism in Eukaryota, Metazoa, Cnidaria, Anthozoa, Malacalcyonacea, Plexauridae.